AUGUCGAAGACAGAGCGCUAUGUUCGAGCUUCGGGCUUUCCCAACCGUGCUCUCGGUGGCGACAUCUGGCUUGCCCUUAGCCAGGACUGCAAGGGCCCGGAGCAGCAUGUACCAUGGAGGCACAUGUGCAUCAAACUGGGACUCUGCGGCCCCGAGAAAGCCAUCACUUUGACAGACAUCAAACGAUCUCUCUCGGCAAAGGAGGUUCUGAACAAUGUCGGUAAAGCCGAAACGGUCCUUGUCGAGGUGCAGCGGCUGUUGCAAGGCAUCGAGAAUUUGGAGUCGGUGUUGGGCGACUUCGAGGUUGAGCUGGCCGCCGUUGUCCUCCAGAAGAAGAAAAUUGCCAAGCACGACAGCAUUGAGGAUGCUGCCACGACGUGGCUUGAAAAGUUCGGUAUCUCGUCGCCCUGGGCGGCCACCGCACCCACGAAGUCUUUGCGGGUCUACGACGACACAGGGAAGCUUGUAUCCAACUCGCGAGUGGUGGACCUGGGGUUUAAGGCCGGGAAUGAAGUGAUCCGCAAAGCCGACGACAUGAAGGGCACCAUCAUGGAGAUCACCGCCGACAAAGUCCGUCUCAAGCUGACCGAUGGCAAGGAAUACGAGGCAUCUUCGCAGUCUUUCGUUGACAACAAGUGGAAGAUGUACGUGCCCAAGGCGGAGCCCGUGUUGUUCAAGGAAUGGACCAAGUUUUCCCCGUUGAGAAGUGAGGAUUUCAGCAUUGCAGUCGUGAAGGGCAUUGUUUUCCAGUCCAUGCACGAGCAGUACGAGACGUUGAAAGUCGAUGACCUUGAUGUCUUUUUGAAGCCCAGCAAGAAUGUGCAGGUUAAGAAGAGCUACAACAUCAACAUCCUCAAGCUCCCCAUCGCCACGGCCAAAGUUACAAUCGCUGAGACGGUGCCCGCCGGAGCAGUGCAGUUGGCUGUGUUGGCUGUAGGAACAAGCCAGAAAGGGACCCACAGGAUAUCUAUGCAGGCUCAUUUCCAAGCUCCCAAGACAGAGUCAUCCCAGCAAGGCUUUAUCAACCCAGUAUGGCUGAUGAAGAGCACAACGGAUCGGGAUGAGGCCAACAUGGAGCUGCAUUGGACAAGCAAAAGCGCGAGCAACCAGAAGCUGACGUGCAAAUCCGCAUCGAUGAUUCUCCCGAUAGUCCGCAAUUUUGUCAAGCUCGAGGCAGGCGAUGACUUGGUGCUAUGGAGGCCCGACACGGGCAAAACCGACGUGAUCGAAGCUUUGGAGCCCGUGACGAAGAAGGCUCGAAAGUAG
Symbiodinium sp. CCMP2456 is the source of this 1266-nucleotide messenger RNA. NCBI's taxonomy places the organism in Eukaryota, Dinophyceae, Suessiales, Symbiodiniaceae. The record is from the annotation of a GenBank genome assembly.